Messenger RNA from Lemur catta (Ring-tailed lemur), 4418 nucleotides. It is a transcript of the gene GPRC5C, whose product is annotated as G protein-coupled receptor class C group 5 member C. The record is from RefSeq and is a predicted model, not a curated record. Gene Ontology annotation, cellular component: extracellular exosome; signaling receptor complex; intracellular membrane-bounded organelle. Bases 336 to 2135 code for a protein of 599 amino acids. Lineage: Eukaryota; Metazoa; Chordata; Mammalia; Primates; Lemuridae. Gene Ontology annotation, molecular function: G protein-coupled receptor activity; protein kinase activator activity. Gene Ontology annotation, biological process: G protein-coupled receptor signaling pathway. The transcript has 5 exons.
CAGAGUCAGGGCCAAUGUGUCCCGGAGCGCAGAGACCGCGGGGGCCGGGUUAGACACUGUACCUUGGGGAACAAAACCGUGAAGGCUAAUUAGGACAAGUCGGAACAAGGAACGGGGACGCGGGGAGGGGGGCACGCGCUCCGAGUUGGGCAGUGUCUGGGGCGGUGGCAGGCAGCGCGGGAGCAGGGUAGCCGGGCCCAGGGCGACCUUUGUCCACGGUUCGGAGUUGUCCUGGACUCAGCCCACGCGUUAGGGGCGCGCGCGGUGGCAAUCCCACGUACACUUAGUGACUGGGACCCCAGGGAAAGACCGCGUGUGCCAGUGGCGGACACUCGAUGUGUGGUGUGUCCACGUGUGCAGGCUCGGGAGGGGAGGGGGGCGUAGAAGGCGUGACAAAGACGGACUUUGUGUCUGAGUGUGCGCCUCGCUCCAGCCCGGAGCAGCUAAUCGCCCAGCGUGUGUCUCACAGGAGAGCCAGGACGAAGGUGACGCAGGCUGGGUGUUCGCCACGGAGAGUCGCGCCAAGGUACCCCCGCGCGUGGCCGAUCGCGCGCGCUGGGAGAUGCGGGGAGAGAGAGCCUGCCCGCUGGGGGUGCCGAGCUGCACCCCACACCGCUUGCCCGAGGGAAAGCCCAGUCCAGAAAGUCAGUGCGCGCGAGUGUGCGCGCGCCCGCGCGCGGGGGCGUGGCAGUAAACAGCAACAACCCACACGCCAGCCCCGCCAGGAACUCCGCGCUCCCUCCCCGGCCGGAAAGUGCGACUCGGCCGAGCCCGGAGGGACCCAGCUGGAGCCUGGCCUGGGUGCCAGGAUGGCCACACGUAAAGCCUUGCUGAUGUGCCUGGGACUGCCUCUCUUCCUAUUCCCGGGGGCCCAGGCCCAGAACCAAGCCCCACCUGGCUGCAGCCCAGACCUCAACCCCCUCUACUACAACCUGUGUGACCGCUCUGGGGCUUGGGGCAUCAUCUUGGAGGCAGUGGCUGGGGCGGGCAUCGUCACCACGUUUGUGCUCACCAUCAUCCUCGUGGCCAGCCUCCCCUUUGUGCAGGACACCAAGAAGCGGAGCCUGCUGGGGACCCAGGUGUUCUUCCUGCUGGGGACCCUGGGCCUAUUCUGCCUCGUGUUUGCCUGCGUGGUGAAGCCCGACUUCUCCACCUGUGCCUCCCGGCGCUUCCUGUUUGGGGUCCUGUUUGCCAUCUGCUUCUCCUGCCUGGUGGCCCACGUCUUUGCCCUCAACUUCCUGGCCCGGAAGAACCACGGGCCCCGCGGCUGGGUGGUCUUCACCGUGGCUCUGCUGCUGACCCUCGUGGAGGUCAUCAUCAACACGGAGUGGCUGAUCCUCACUCUGGUCCGGGGAGGUGGCGAGGGCAGCCCUCUGGGCAACAGCAGCACGGGCUGGACCGCGGCCUCGCCCUGCGCCAUCGCCAACAUGGACUUCGUCAUGGCCCUCAUCUAUGUCAUGCUGCUGCUGCUGGGCGCCUUCUUGGGGGCUUGGCCUGCCCUGUGCGGCCGCUUCAAGCGCUGGCGUAAGCACGGUGUCUUCGUGCUGCUCACCACGGCCACCUCCAUUGCCAUCUGGGUGGUGUGGAUCGUCAUGUACACCUACGGCAACAAGCAGCGCAACAGUCCCACCUGGGAUGACCCCACGCUGGCCAUCGCCCUUGCCGCCAAUGCCUGGGCCUUUGUCCUCUUCUAUGUCAUCCCCGAGGUCUCCCAGGUGACCAAGGCCAGCCCAGAGCGAAGCUACCAGGCGGACAUGUACCCGACCCGGGGCGUGGGCUAUGAGGCCAUCCUGAAGGAGAAGGGGCAGAGCAUGUUCGUGGAGAACAAGGCCUUUUCCAUGGACGAGCCAGCCACAGCUAAGAGGCCGGUCUCGCCAUACAGUGGGUACAAUGGGCAGCUGCUGACCAGCGUGUACCAGCCCACCGAGAUGGCCCUGAUGCACAAAGGCCCGUCCGAAGGAGCUUACGACAUCAUCCUCCCACGGGCCACAGCCAACAGCCAGGUGAUGGGCAGUGCCAACUCGACUCUGCGGGCUGAAGACAUGUACUCGGCCCAGAGCCACCAGGCGGCCACACCGUCGAAAGACAGCAAGAACUCUCAGGCUCAGUCCCCGCAAAGUAAAACGCGAUGGUAGAAGCCCUCUUCCCUGGACCGCACGUCAUCCUGAUGUCCUCAGUACUCUGUACCCAGGCUGGGCCGGGCCCAGCACCUCUCCCGUCCUUGUCACUGGAGCUGGGAGGGACCGGAGGCCACCGGCUGAAGCAGAGGACUGAGUGGGGGCCCCGUGAAGCCCUGAGUGUGUGGCUGAGGCCUUAGGGCCACCCCCUUCCUGCCCAGCCCAACUUCCUGGUCCCCAAGUGGCUGCGGCUGCAAGGAGCAGUCUGCAGACCCUAGCCUGCCUCCAUCCCCCCAGGACGCCCCUACCACCAAAUCACAGCCCCUGUGUCCCCAUGCCCAGCUCCUCCAGAUGGCCAUCAUCUCUCCUGUGAAUGACGGGCCCCAGAUGCCCCUGUCUUGAUGCCGUGGAUCUUCCUGGCCUGGCCACUUUUUGGUGUCCGGCAUCAGCUUGUCGCACCUGCACCCAGGUGGAUCUCCGUGAGUCUUGGGAGCCAAGUCAUGGCAGAAAUUGGCCCUUGCCCUUCUCUUCAAGGCCUCUUGCCACCACCUGGGCUUUGGAAGGCCGUUGAGACAGGGGCAGAGCCCCGCCUGAGGCCUGGACACACACUGCUUCUCUUCGCAGCCUUUGGGUCCCAGAUCUGAGCCCCUGGGGUGCUUCGCUGGUGAGCCCCUUCGCACCAUCACCCCGAGUCCUCCCCACCUUCCCACCAACCGUCCCACAGACAACCGGGGUUUCCGGCCCUGCCUGAGCUCUGCUCCCAGCCGCCCUCACCGUCUGGGACCAGGACGCCCGCACUGUUCCCAGCCAGGGAAUCUGUCUUCCUCCAGCACUACCUCACGGACAGCCAUGAAGGCGCUGGGGUGGGCGGGCACGGUGGCUCGGCACCGUUAAUGUGCCCACAGACGUUCUCCUGGGCCUUCUGCCUUGUCUGCUUCUGGUUUCCCAGCCGCUGCAGAAGGUGGCUCCUGGGGCUGGGGCAGGUGUCAGCGCUGAAGUACCUGGGUCGCACAGGCUCUGGGCCAGCAGCAGGGGCUUGCCGUGGCCACCGGAUGUCUCCGGCCAGGGUCUGGGGGCUGCCCUAGGAGACACGGGGUGGGGGUCCAGGCUGCAUGCUCAGCACCAGCCGGGAGUCCUGGAGCAGAUGAGCUGGGGGGUAGGCCUCUCCCGUGACUGAGACUUGCGGGCUGUGGGAGGCCCCUCCAGCAAGUGGGACCCAGGACUAAAGAUUGCGCCGAGUCCUGAUGGGCAGACGUGCAAGUUUCUACCUCACCUGGGGACACCUGGACGUGCUGCUGCUGCUUUCACCACCGGAGGAGCCUUUUUUGUCCUUUGGCCUUAGGAUCUGCUCCAGAGGGUCCUGACAGUCACCCAGGGAAGGUUGGGGGGGGGGAUGUGCUUCUUGGGACCUGCAUGGUGCUGGCACCAAGGACAGAGAUGGGCACAGCGCCAGGCUUGCGGGAAGGUGAUCUCUGCAGCAUCCUCUUGGCUGGGUCGGUCCUGCCUAUGAGUAGCGACAGAGCUGACUUACCCAAGGGGCCCCCCGUGUGCCCCUGGAGGUCAGUCCUCAGUCCAGCAUCACUUCUGGGUUCCAAGCAGCUCUCCAGUGCCACCCUCCUGGCCCCUGCAGCCUGCCUUUGUCACUGGAGUGUUUUUCCAAGGCUAAAUUGGGGAGCAGUCCCCACAGAGUAGGACUGUGCUCCCAAAUGUGACCCCCCCCAGCCCUCUAUUGCACUGGUUGCUCGAUUCCAUGAAUUAUUUCCCCAUCGUGGAAGGGAAGGGGGGCUCUGCGCACCUCACUGCUCUUCUCUAGCUUAGCAGCCCCAAGUCCCUUACAGUGGGUGAGACACCAUCCCGCUUCUCUAGGUGAUAAUUUCAGAGUCCCUGGCAGCCCAGGCAGCCAGAGGGUGCAGCCUGCAGUGAACGUGGGUUUGUUUACAGCCCGAGUCCUCCGAGGGUCUGCAGGGGAGGCUCGGGACGGAUGGGCUUCCAGAAGGUGCAGGUCUGCCCGGAUUCAGGAGUGCCCAUUGGCGUGCCCCACGCAUUCUGGCUGCUGCCAAGUGCAGAAGAUAGGUGUGGUUUUAGGAGGAGCGAGGCACUUUCUCCGAGGUGGAGCUGCAUCACAGCCUUGCAUGGAAGAGAACUAGAAUGAGCAAGAACCUGUUGCAGGCUCAUCAUAAUCCGGCCAACACCUUGGCAAGUUUCUACCCACCACUGUCAAACCUUGUAGAGCAGAGUUUGGACUUCACAAGCCCUCCGAAUUAAAUGACCUUAUCCUCCAUUUGUGAGGGAUUACUGCCA